GUGUCGUCAGGGGAUGAGGACUAUCCAUUUGUUGAGGAGCCAUCAGAUGACUUCUUCUGUCCUGUGACAACUGGUGUUCUGCUCCAUCCUCACCUCACAUCAUGCUGUGGUAAUCAUAUCUCAGAGGAAGCUGCCUGCAGAAUACAGAGAGAGAGGGGGGCAUGUCCGCUGUGCAAGAAGAAGGAUUGGAGCACAAUGUUUAGCAAGCACUUCAAGCGUCAAGUGAACUCGCUGCGUGUGUUCUGUCACCACGAGGACAGAGGGUGUGGCUGGCAGGGAGAGCUGGCUGCCUUUCACCCUCACGUGAGCUCUUGUCCAAUGAGAGACGGUCCUCCCAUGACUGAGCUACUGAAACUGCCAUUAUACAGAGAGGCUGAGACUGGAGCCUUCCCUAGUUUGUCUGGAGCCAUUUCUCCGCACUCUUCUGCCUUUGGAACUGUUUUACGAGUGAACAAGACCCAGCCUCCUCCCCUGGCAACAGCUGUACCCCAUGCCCUACCACCUGUAGUUAAACCACGAAAGCGCACUGCGAAGUGUCAUCGUAAGAAGGCAGCACCAUGUGGAAUGGUCAGAGGAUCUGCAACAACUGAUGGUCGAUUUGCAUACUUCACCCCACUUGGCUCCAACUCAGUCUACCAAUAUGAAUGUAGUACUGAGAAAUGGGAGGAACUUUCAUGUCCUUAUGAGAACUCUGGACUAGUCAUUAUUAACAGGGAACUAACUGCUGUGGGGGGAGUGGAUGGAUCUCGCCGUACUAACAAACUAUACACACUACAAAAGAUUAAAGGGGUUAACAAAUACCCUCCAAUGAACACUGCACGUUCCCACACUGCUGUAGUUAAAACAUCUGAUGGCGAAUACCUCAUUGUGAUUGGGGGGUGUGCAUGUAAUGAUAGUGAUGAUUGGACUGCUACAGUUGAACUAUUUCAAGUGCGGAGCAGAAGAUGGUACAAACUAACAGACUUACCACAACCUCUCGUCUACCCUUCAGCCACAUUAUGUGGUGGUCAGUUGAAUGUGAUAGGAACUGGUGCUAAUGGCUACUCAUGUUCUCUUGCAACCCUACCAUCCAGUGAUCAACCAAUCACAUCACCUCUCACCCUAUUCUGGAUGCCACUCCCUCCUCUACCAGUGAGAGAGUCAACAGCUGCCACUCUCUGUGGAAAGCUAGUACUCAUUGGUGGCAGGCGAGGUGGGUCAUCAUCAGUCAACCCCAUUCACAAGCUAGUGGAUGGACAGUGGGUGAAGAUUAGCUCUAUGACUAGUGGUAGGUACUGCUGUUUAGUAGCCAGUACAUCACCUGACAAGAUAAUCAUAGUGGGUGGAUACGAUGAAUUUUUGUUGAAUAGUGUUGAAGAAUGUGUUGUUGUAUAGUUUCAUACACUUUUUGUGUCCAUCACCUCAUAAUACAUAACAUUUGAACUCUCAAAACAGUUAGAGACAUUGUGUGUGUGUCACUGUUUUUUACAAGAAUGAUGUAAUGAUGAUGUAAUGUCUAUUUCAUU
Geodia barretti is the source of this 1505-nucleotide messenger RNA. NCBI's taxonomy places the organism in Eukaryota, Metazoa, Porifera, Demospongiae, Tetractinellida, Geodiidae. The record is from the annotation of a GenBank genome assembly.